This is a messenger RNA of Anolis sagrei ordinatus, 2643 nucleotides long. It is a transcript of the gene MPPED2, whose product is annotated as metallophosphoesterase domain containing 2. The record is from RefSeq and is a predicted model, not a curated record. Gene Ontology annotation, molecular function: hydrolase activity. NCBI's taxonomy places the organism in Eukaryota, Metazoa, Chordata, Lepidosauria, Squamata, Anolidae.
CCCUCCCAGCCCUCCCUCCUUUCCUCUCUGCCAGGCUCUCCUUUGCACUGCGGAGGCCCUCGGGGGUCGAAGGUGCUGCCCUCCCUGCCAGCUCGGGCCAAGCCUUCGCCUCCUCCUCCUUCUCCGGCGCCCAGGCAGCUGCUGCUCCUCGGCGCGGCUUCACCUCCGCCUCCCGCUGCCCCCCAUGGAUGGGCUCCUUCCUCGGCACUGAAGGCAUCCCCGGGAAGACCCCGCCGCAGCCAGGAUUCGCCUCCCCCCAAUAUUGUGGUUGUUAUCCUUGCCAAAAGAAGAAGGAGCGAAGACGUCUGCAGAGUUCAUGAGGACAUCUCUAAGUUACAACGUUGGCUGAAACACAAUGCCCACCUCCGUCCUUUGCUCUGGAAAGUUGGUUGAUCCAAUUCCAUAUGACACCCCGAAACCAGCAGGCCACACACGGUUUGUCUGCAUCUCGGACACACACUCCAGGACAGAUGGAAUCCAGAUGCCUUACGGAGACAUCUUGCUUCAUACAGGCGAUUUCACUGAGUUGGGCCUGCCUUCUGAGGUUAAGAAGUUUAAUGACUGGUUAGGAAACUUGCCAUACGAAUAUAAAAUAGUGAUUGCUGGGAAUCAUGAACUGACAUUUGAUAAAGAAUUCAUGGCAGACCUUGUCAAACAGGAUUACUACCGCUUUCCUUCUGUCUCCAAAUUGAAACCAGAGGACUUUGACAAUGUUCAAUCACUUCUGACAAACAGUAUUUACUUACAAGAUUCUGAGGUAACAGUCAAAGGAUUCCGAAUAUAUGGCGCCCCUUGGACACCAUGGUUUAAUGGAUGGGGCUUUAACUUACCCAGAGGUCAAUCUUUAUUGGACAAAUGGAAUCUUAUUCCUGAAGGCAUUGACAUUUUAAUGACACAUGGACCUCCUCUUGGUUUUCGAGACUGGGUUCCAAAAGAACUGCAAAGAGUUGGCUGCGUGGAACUGUUAAACACAGUACAAAGGCGAGUAAGACCAAAACUCCAUGUCUUUGGUGGAAUCCAUGAAGGUUAUGGCAUUAUGACAGACGGUUACACAACAUACAUUAAUGCCUCAACAUGUACAGUCAGCUUUCAACCAACCAACCCACCAAUUAUAUUUGACCUUCCAACCCCGCAAGGAUCAUGAGGCACUGCUGCAUUGGGAGGUCUAUAAACUGCCAUUUUUCUAAUUAAAAAAAUACGUUCUCCUAACAUGUUUCUUUACAAACGAUGUGGGUUUUUUUGUAAAUUGUUGGUACAAAAGAAAAAAAAUAGAGGUUGUGCUUUGGGGGGCGGGUGGGGUGGGAUGCAUCCAUUUAAAUUUUAAAACAAAACAUUGUGAAUUUGUAAAAUGAAGUUUUAUGUUUUAUUAUCUUGCCAUUGUAAAUUGUUAGUGUUCUCAAAGGACAGCCAAGCUUUCUUUUAAUGAGUGAGACACCUUAUUUUAAUAUUAUUAAAUAAAAAUUUAAAAGGCAGUGUUUAGAAAAAAAAACACACCCAAAUUUGCACAACUGUUAUUGUUUGAAUUUUUUUUUAAAAAAAAGUAUUUCAAAUGAUAAAAUGCUACACUCUCCUCUUCUUUCAUUUUAAAUAUGACAAGACAAAUAAACUCCAUGACCUAGCAUUUUGUGUGUUCCUGCACAUGUGUGGGCCACAAUCCAGCACAGAAUGAGAUAUGUAUAAACCUGAUGGAAGAGAUGGGAUGUAACUGUAGAGCUCUAAAAGAGGAUGUGGAAUGGCCAUUCGUUUUGAUAGAUUGUGGUCUAUAUUUGAGUAUAUAUGCGCUCCCUCUGUUGAGAAGAAUGGAGAAUUCCUUCUUACGUACAUCCAUUGGAGCUCCUAUCCCCACUGCCAAUUGUUAGGUCAAGGGUUAAUCAAUUUGUCCACUAAUAUAUAUGCAUUGCAUACAGUAUACUGCUAGCAGUAAUGUAUCACUGAAGGGGGGAAACAGCCUUCUAGAUUUAGUUUGUCUCUGCCUGCUUUAAUGACCAAUUAGAUAGUGGCAUCUUGUAUGCAAUUAUCUAAAUCGUCAAUGUUUGGGUGAAUUUCUUAAAUUAUUUUAGCUUUAAAAAAUACGGGGAUGAAAGCUGCAAUGAGCAGGUGUUCCAUGCAGUAAAAACAUGUAAAUGUGGACUCCUUUUAAAUAUGGAUUUAUAUAUAUAUAUAUAUAUUGUGCAUUAUAACGAAGUGAGACAUUUAAUGUUGCCAGUGUAGCAUCUGCAAGAUUAUGCUGUACAGCACGUCUAAAUUAUGACGAAUGUGACAUGUUUCUUGUCCAAGUGCUCAAGGCCUUCAAGAGCUUGAGUUUAAAAUUUUUGUGCAGUUUCAAGCAUGUAUAGAAUCAAACGAAUACAAUCAAGCCUAACUAAAAUAAGGCUUUGUUGUCCUUUAUAUUUAAAAUAUUAUUGAAUUGUCUUUCCAUUUCUUUCCCCUCCUUUUUUUUGCACUGUGUGUAAAUGCAAUCUUGCUAGCACAAAAUAUUGUUGCAAAUAGAUAUUUCUGUUCUACCAGUGUAAAUGCUAUUGAGCUUUAUUCUGUUUUAUGUUAUCUUCAUGGACUUUAGGAAAGCAGCUGUUUCUUUAAAUUUAUUGCGAUAUUAUAUAUCUAGCGGCCUUUAUAUGCAAAUAAAAUUGCAAGAUUUUUAAA